Coregonus sp. 'balchen' is the source of this 40007-nucleotide messenger RNA. The record is from the annotation of a GenBank genome assembly. NCBI's taxonomy places the organism in Eukaryota, Metazoa, Chordata, Actinopteri, Salmoniformes, Salmonidae.
AUGUUUGGGGUGAGACCAUUGGACUUUACCUUCAUGAUACUGUGGAGACGUGGCAUGCUCUUUUUCUCACGCUCCUUUUCUCUCUCUUUAUCCCUCUCUCUCUCCCCCCUUGCCCUCUCUUGUCAAAUCCACCUGGGUACCAAACCUUUCAGCACUCUCUGAAAUGAGAGGGGGAAAAACCACUGGUGUGUCCAUGCUGGCUUCCUACAAAUCAAAUUAAACUCCUUAACCUUUCCCUCUGUCUGCCUGCUGUCUGGAGCUAGCAGAGUGUAUGGCUAAUAUAUCUGGAAGAGUAUCAUUCUGACUGUCGACGCGAGUCAGCCAAUCACAAUGAAUCUUCACCCACACAGGCAGAGCUAAAGCUCAUGUAAGAGGCUUAAAGCCACGAUAAAAGGAACUGAUUUGAAUGCAUUAACCUCAAUUAGCAGUUUCCAAUUAAUUGGGGUUUGUUAAAAUAAUGAUGUAUAAUUGCCGGAUGCAUAUGCAUAUUUCAUGAGGAGGGAGCAUUGUGUUGCUUGUUGAGUGACAACUUCAUUGACUGAUUUGAUUUAUCGAUUGGGCUGAUGGAAAAUUCCAAAAUCCAGAAACUGUAAAUGUGUGCUUAUUGUUUGACACAGAAAUUCAGAAAUUAAAUCAGUGAGUUCAUUAAGAUUCAAUGGCUUUGGUGAGGUCAUUUGGAUUCAAUGGUUUUGGUGAGAUCAUUUGGAUUCAAUGGUUUUGGCGAGUUAAUUUACAUUCAGUGGGAGGAAAGUGCUGGAAAACACUGAAGUGUACACCAAAUACAUAUUGUAUAACGAGAUACAGCUCUCAACUAAGACAUGAUGCAGUUACACACUUAAACACUGCACACAUACAGUACAUUCUACACACAUGAAAUGGCCUCUGCUCCUCAGUUGCUACACAUUUGUAUUAUAGCACUGGUUUGUUGCUUUGACUCAUUGCCCCUGUGAACCCCAGGUGGAUGCAGAUACAGCACUGCUAUAUGGGGAGCCAUGUGUAACGUGCUGUAUUUUGUGAACAAGAUUCAUUCCGUUCUACAGCUGUGGGUGGAGAUGUAUACCCUGGUGUAUUUCACAUCCUCACGUGCACACUGUGCCACUGAUGCAGACUUUGCACCCAUGACUACUCCAGGACUCCCUCCCUUAGGUGGCACAUUUCCAAGUCACUAGACUGAGUCGCGGAUGAGUGCCGGAUAAAGGCGGUAGAAUAUCAACAUACUCAAAGCACGUGGAGCGCAGCCAAAAUCAGAAAAAGCUUAAAGGCCCAGUGCAGUCAAGAACUUGAUUUUCCUGUGUUGUAUAUGUAUUUCCACAUUAUGAGGUUGGAAUAAUACUGUGAAAUUGUGAAAAUUAUGAUAAUGCCCUUUUAGUGUAAGAGCUGUUUGAAAAGACAGCCUGAAAUUUCAGCCUGUUUUGGUGGGAUGGAGUUUUGGCCUGCCUGGUGAUAUCACCAGGCGAUAAAUUAGUUAAUAGACCAAUAAGAAAGAGUUCCAAACCUCUCUGCCAAUAACAGCUAGUUUUACUCCCCGACAGUCCUAGCAAAAUCCUUGCUUGAGAAAUUGCUCUUAAGAUGUCAUUUUAAUUGAAAACAAUCACAGUAAGGUACUUCAUUGUUAAAGACCCAAUGCAGACUUUUUAAAAAUCUCAAUAUCAAAAAAAUUCUGGGUAACAAUUAAAUACCUUACUGUAAUAGAUUUCCAUUUAAAUGGGCAAAAAUAGCUUUUUAGCAAAAAACUAUUUUUCAAGCAAGAAUUUUGCUAGGACUGUCUUGGAGUGGUCUGAGUGUGGAGGGGACAACUGAAAACUAGCUGUUAUUGGAAAAGAGGUUUGGAACUCUUUCUGUUAUUGGUCUAUUAACCAAUUUACCGCAUGGUGAUGUCACCAUGGAAAGCCAAAACUUCCGAUCAUGCAAACCUGCUGAUUAGAAGGUCCUGUGUAGAUUGUAUUUUCAAACAGAAACUAUCAGGAAGUAACACUGAUCAAACAUUUUCACACUUUCAUCAGCAAAAUUAUAUAAAACACAGGAAAAACUGAAUUUUUACUGCACUAGGCCUUUAACUGCUACCAUGGCGAAUAUCAUUUUUUAAAUCAUUUAAUUUACUCAGAUUAAUUGCCACAGGUUAUGUUGGGUAUUGAACAUCAACAGACAGUAUGGCAAAUUAAAUGAUAGUGUAUGCUAAUUUGUAUUCAUAUUGUAAUCCUGUCAGUUUUACUCUGAUUUUACUGCAGGUAUAUUGUAGCCUACAGACAAGGACUAAACUGUUCUGUCAAGAACUACACUUAUAAAACUAAAGAAUAGGUAGAUCUUUGUGUAUUGUAUUGACCAUAUUGAAUAAGGCUGUGGUCUUAUAUGUUCCAUCCAUUUCUACUAGGGUAGUGAGUUAGAGGUUAUAAUACAGUUGACUUGGUCAGGGUCACAUCAUUUCAAAACUGCUGCCGGCCCAAGUUUGUAUUUGGCGAUGAACUUAGCCUCCCAUUCAGAAUAAACUGCAGAUUCAGCUGUUAUUUUAUGGGCAUAUUUAAAAAACCAUUGGAGAAUGGGAGCUGUCAGAGACGAUGCUACACUAGGAUAGGCUACACUAGGCUAGCCUAUUCAGUAUUUAGCCAGCUGCUGUGGGCUUCAACACCAUGGAUUGAAGACCGAGCCAAGUACUUGCUGGACCCAUAGAAAACAACCAUUUGUAUUCCUCAUGAAGUGUUGUUGUUAUGGUUUGAUACUACAGUAACCAAGUCAAUGGCAUGCUAAGGUCAGGGAUAGCCUCUCCAGACUGUGGGAUAAACGCCUGUGUGUCCCUCACUAGUGGGAUAUUCAUAGAAUAGAGGAGGGGGGAGGAGGGAAGGGUGAGGGAGGAAGAGUGGGGAGUUUGGAAAUCAGAAUAUCCCCACGCUGCCAAGUUGUCUUACAUCCAAGCCUCAGCCUGCAUGAAGGGUAAUCCUUGGCAAGGCAGCUGAAGGAUGUUUGUGUAGCUUGCCACGCUUGGUGCUGUUGUCUCCAUUCAUGCCUCGCCAUGAUAGGCUAAGCUUUCUGAGUACACAUGGUAUUGUCACAAAGUUAACGGUGAUGGAGGCAUGCUAAUUAGCAUUAGCAGUUAGCGGCUCUGUUUAGCGUUAACAUGAACAGGGGAAACUAGGCAACAGUAAACAUGUCAUCCCCCAUGAAAAUUGCACUGAUUGGCCCUUGGGACAGGAAAUAUGCUUGUUCAAAGAUUGGAAUUUCAGUUGCUUACUAUAGCGCCCCCUUGGGCCAAUCAGUGCAAUUUUGUAAAUGCCGGAUCGCUAUGGCAAGAUUGACGCAACAUUCCCCCAAGUUUAGUCAAAAUCGGGCCAGGGGUGGUGUCUAAGAUAUUGCGUGUGACUAACGUGCGUACUAACGUACGGAUGGAGACAGAAACAUAGUCCCCUCUCUGAUUUUAUCGUGGGGGACAAUUAGCAUUAGCAUGACACAGUAAGCAGGUGUGUUGUGUAUACUGUAGUUUUCCAUUUGACUCAGUCAUUUCUCUUGAGAUGGAAAACACACACCUGAAUUGGGGAGGUGCAGGCUGACUUGACUUCAGUCCAAGCAGUAAACUUUUCUGCUCCAAUGUGAGUAAUACAUAAAAUAAAAAGUAUCUUAUUUACAUAAGUAUUCACACCCCUGAGUCAAUACUUUGUAGAAGCACCUUGUAGAGUCUUUCUUGGUAAGUCUCUAAGAGCUUUCCACACCUGGAUUUUGCCACAUUUGCCCAUUAUUCUUUUCAAAAUUCUUCAAGCUCCGUCAAAUUGGUUGUUGAUCAUUGCUAUACAGACAUUGUCAGGUCUUGCCAUAGAUUUUCAAGUAGAUUUAAGUCAAAACUGUAACUCAGCCACACAGGAACAUUCACUGUCUUCUUGGUAAGCAACUCCAGUGUAGAUUUGUCCUUAUGUUUUAGGUUAUUGUCCUACUGAAAGGUGAAUUCAUCUCACAGUGUCUGGUGGAAAGCAGACUGAACCAGAUUUUCCUCUAGGAUUUAGCCUGUGCUUAGCUCCAUUCCGUUAAUUUUUUUAUCCUGAAAAACUCCCCAGUCCUUAACGAUUACAAGCAUACCCAUAACAAGAUGGAGCCACCGCUAUGCUUGAAAAUAUGGAAAGUGUUACUCAGUAAUGUGUUGUAUUGGAUUUGCCCCAAAUAUACAGUGAGGGAAAAAAAAAUUUGAUCCCCUGCUGAUUUUGUACGUUUGCCCACUGACAAAGACAUGAACAGUCUAUCAUUUUAAUGGUAGGUUUAUUUGAACAGUGAGAGACAGAAUAACAACAAAAAAAUCUAGAAAAAUGCAUUUUAAUGAGAGAAAUAAGUAUUUGACACCUCUGCAAAACAUGACUUCGUACUUGGUGGCAAAACCCUUGUUGGCAAUCACAGAGGUCAGACGUUUCUUGUAGUUGGCCACCAGGUUUGCGCACAUCUCAGGAGGGAUUUUGUCCCACUCCUCUUUGCAGAUCUUCUCCAAGUCAUUAAGGUUUCGAGGCUGACGUUUGGCAAUUCAAACCUUCAGCUCCCUCCAUAAAUGUUCUAUGGGAUUAAGGUCUGGAGACUGGCUAGGCCACUCCAGGACCUUAAUGUGUUUCUUCUUGAGCCACUCCUUUGUUGCCUUGGCCGUGUGUUUUGGGUCAUUGUCAUGCUGGAAUACCCAUCCACGACCCAUUUUCAAUGCCCUGGCUGAGGGAAAGAGGUUCUCACCCAAGAAUUGACGGUGCAUGGCCCUGUCCAUCGUCCCUUUGAUGCAGUGAAGUUGUCCUGUCCCCUUAGCAGAAAAACACCCCCAAAGCAUAAUGUUUCCACCUUCGUGUUUGACGUGUUCUUGGGGUCAUAGGCAGCAUUCCUCCUCCUCCAAACACGGCGAGUUGAGUUGAUGCCAAAGAGCUCCAUUUUGGUCUCAUCUGACCACAACACUUUCACCCAGUUCUCCUCUGAAUUAUUCAGAUGUUCAUUGGCAAACUUCAGACGGGCAUGUAUAUGUGAACAGGGGGAUCUUGCUGGCGCUGCAGGAUUUCAGUCCUUCAUGGCGUAGUGUGUUACCAAUUGUUUUCUUGGUGACUAUGGUCCCAGCUGCCUUGAGAUCAUUGACAAGAUCCUCCCGUGUAGUUCUGGGCUGAUUCCUCACCAUUCUUAUGAUCAUUGCAACUCCACGAGGUGAGAUCUUGCAUGGAGCCCCAGGCCGAGGGAGAUUGACAGUUAUUUUGUGUUUCUUCCAUUUGCAAAUAAUCACACCAACUGUUGUCACCUUCUCACCAAGCUGCUUGGCGAUGGUCUUGUAGCCCAUUCCAGCCUUGUGUAGGUCUACAAUCUUGUUCCUGACAUCCUUGGAGAGCUCUUUGGUCUUGGCCAUGGUGGAGAGUUUGGAAUCUGAUUGAUUGAUUGCUUCUGUGGACAGGUGUCUUUUAUACAGGUAACAAACUGAGAUUAGGAGCACUCCCUUUAAGAGUGUGCUCCUAAUCUCAGCUCGUUACCUGUAUAAAAGACACCUUGGAGCCUGAAAUCUUUCUGAUUGAGAGGGGGCUCAAAUACUAAUUUCCCUCAUUAAAAUGCAAAUCAAUUUAUAACAUUUUUGACAUUGACUGGAUUUUGUUGUUGUUAUUCUGUCUCUCACUGUUCAAAUAAACCUACCAUUAAAAUUAUAGACUGAUCAUUUCUUUGUCAGUGGGCAAACGUACAAAAUCAGCAGGGGAUCGAAUACUUUUUUCCCUCACUGUAACUCUUUGUAUUCAGGACAAAAAGUGAAUUGCUUUGCCACAGUUUUCGCAGUAUUACUUUAGUGCCUUGUUGCAAACAGGAUGCAUGUUUUGGAAUAUCUUUAUUCUGUACAGGCGUCCUUUUUUUCACUCUGUCAAUUAGUUUAGUAUUGUGGAGUAACUACAAUGUUGUUGAUCCAGCCUCAGUUUUUUCCUAUCACAGCCAUUAUACUCUGUCUGUUUUAAAGUCACCAUUGGCCUCAUGAUGAAAUCCCUGAGCGGUGUCCUUCAUCUUCGGCAACUGAGUUAGGAAGGACGCCUGUAUCGUUGUAGUGACUGGGUAUAUUGAUACACCAUCAAAAGUGUAAUUAAUAACUUCAUCAUUCUCAAAGGGAUAUUUAAUGUCUGCUUUUUUUUUUACCCAUCUACCAAUAGGAGCCCUUCUUUGCGAGGCAUUGGGAACCCUCUCUGGUCUUUGUGGUUGAAUCUGUGUUUGAAAUUCACUGGUCGACUGAGGGACCUUACAGAUAAUUGUGUAUGUGGGGAACAGAGAUGAGGUUAAACACUAUUAUUGCACACAGAGUGAGUCCAUGCAACUUAUUAUGUGACUUGUUAAGCAAAGUUUUACUCCUGAACUUAUUUAGGCUUGCCAUAGCAAAAGGUUUGAACACUUAUUGACUCAAGACAUUUCAGCUUCAAAUGUUUUAUUUGUAAACAUUUUGAAAAACAAAAUUCCACUUUUACAUUAUGGGUAUUGUGUGCAGGCCAGUGACCAAAAAUCUCAAUUAAUGCUUUAUAAAUUCAGGCUGUUACACAACCAAAUGUGGAAAAAGUCAAAGUUUGUGAAUACUUUAUGAAGGUAAUGUAAUUGUUGUACUUCAGAGCUAUCCAAAUGAGGGGAUUUUUUGCAAAAAGCAGUUGUUGAGUGGACUUUUCUUUCUCUUAGAUUUCCUUUUCUCUAUUUGUUCUGUAAUUUCUUAUCUCUGCAGGUCAAAGUGAUGGUGCGUAUCUGCUCUGCCCGGGGCUUCAGUGACACCUCAGAGUCCAGGUCGUUUCUAAAGGUUGACGCCCGCAAGAAGCAGCUCACCCUCUGCGAAACGUCUGCUAACAGUCACUCCAGUGCAGCCCAGAGGCGCACCGCUGCAGCCGCCCCCAAGAUGUUCACUUUCAACACAGUCUUCUCCCAGGAUGCCUCACAAGUAAGCCACAGCCACACCCCAAACCCGCCACCCUGUCCUCACCACUGUUCUUCAUAGCUGAUCCUGGAGACCUACAGGUUGAGCAGGCUUUUGUUCUUCCCCUGCACUAAUACAAUUUCAACUAAUUAACUGAUGAUUAGUUAAUUAGCUGAAACAGGUGGGGGUUGAGGUGGAGGAUUCUUUGGAGAACAGGCUGAGCAGUCAGUCCUUUUAAAGUCAAAGUGCUUUGGUUUCCAUUCAGGGCCUAGUCGAGCUUUCCAAAAAUAUGUAUCUAAUUUCACACAAGAGUUCAGCAUGGGUGAUGGAUACCCAAGAUGAGAUCAAAGUUGUGGUGUUGGUGGGAAGAAAGGGGGAGAGAAACAGAUAAGGGUGAUGGGUGAGGAUAUAACCAGGACCCAGCAGGAGUCCUCGCCCCAGAGUGCAGGAGGAAGAAACAACAAACCUUUUUCCCUGCACCAGUUGUAGCUGCAAAACCACACUAGGCUAAAUAAAAAAGGUUAGAGGGUGUCGUGUCAGACAACGUAAGGCCUGAUGAUCGGUGCCCCUACCCGGCACUGUUCAAAAGGAGAGGAGGCUUUGAAGAGGAAGACAUAGGAGCUACUGUAGAGCUUGUAUUAGAACAGUGUCAGCAAACCUGCACUCAUACACACACACAUUCACACUCCCUCACACACACCCGAGGCGUGGUGCUAGAGUUUGAACACUUCAUCGUGGAGGCUUCACAGAAUAGGAAGCACCUCUCUGGCUCUGCCUGUCUGUAGGGGAGGAAAGGCUGGUAUGGGAUUAAUCAGAGAGAGCGCUGAGGCUGCUCUCUGUUGCUGGAGUGGAAGUUUGAUGUUAUAUGUCACUAAUAUGCAAUGCAGACCUACUCUACAUCCUGGAUUCAGGCAGAAUUAUGAGAUUGCCAGGCAGAUGGCGAGGCAGGCAGCAUAACCUAGGCCCUAUACCUGCAGUGUUCUGCUACUGUGGACAGGUCAUUCAACGUGUAGAAAUACACAGAUCCAUGAACUCUCUCCUUAGUGCUUUAGGUCUUUGAAAUGUUAGUGUUUGAUAUGCAUUCAAAGGGUUGUUGAUGGUCACUCCCUAUUUGUCUGACAUGGUCUGUGCUUUUUUGCCAUCAGCUUAGUUGUAUUUGUCUCUUUGCUGUUGCGAUGUACUGUCCUUGUGCUGUGAUUCCAAAUGGUCUGUUUACCCACCAACAAUGGUCUGUACCCACAAAAUAUGGUCUGUACCCACAGGCUGUGUACAAAUUUGGUGAAAUACACAUUGAUUGAGGUGUGCUCUGUUCUAAUUAUGUUGUCUGAAGUUUGAUGUCCUCUCUCCUGAUAGGCUGAGGUAUGCUCGGGGACGGUGGCGGAGGUCAUCCAAUCGGUGGUGAAUGGUGCAGAUGGCUGCGUCUUCUGCUUCGGCCAUGCCAACCUCGGUAUGACAACACUCUCACACUCUACACACACACACCCCAUACCCACAAACCUCUGCCCUUAAUUUCCUGUUUUCACACCUCAAGAAAGAAACAAACUAGGAUUACCAAUUUAACAGAGGUCCUUUUUUAAUUGACUGAACCAUUGUGUGUCCCCACCCCCAUUCCCAUUAGAAAACCACUUCACUGAAUUAAUUUCCUCGUGGGAGUCCCAAUGAUUGCAUACAAUAAAGGAGAGAUGGAAAAUCCCCCUUUGUUUUGUCUGCCUCAUUUAAAAGCCCUCUUUGAGUUUGUGUGGAGGGCUUUGAAUGAAAGAAGUCAGCGGCCACUUAUAAUGUUGUAGGGGGCCUGUUUGUGUGUCUGCGUGUUGCUGUGCGCAUGAUGUGUGUAUCUGUGUGUGUAUCUGUGCGUAUAUCUGUGCGUGUGCACAUGUUUCUUUGAGGGUGAAAAAGAGAGACAGAGGGAGCUUUUCGCCGAAUGCGAAGUGCCCUUGUUUUCCAUCUGUUUGUUAGAUAUUCACUCCUUUUGUCUACUCCUUUGUUUCACCUCCAGCUGUGUAGGCGUCUGCCCCCCGGUGAGCCCUUCAAAUAUCCCCCUUUGUUGUUUGUUUAUCAUAACUUCUACUUCUACCAUUACUUAUUUUAUUGGUUGGCUAUUACUGCUAUAAAUAUUUGUAUCCACCCACAGACAUACAACUCACUUAACACAUUUGAUAUGAAGGCAACAUUUUGUCAGCGCUAUCGUUUAUCUGCUUGAACACCACACAAGCAAUGCCAACUCGUACACCGGUUUUUGAUGUCUUGAGCUAGCUAAUUCCUUUUCAGAAUGAAUGCAUAACUGUUAGCAACUAGGCCUAGGAAAUUCCAGGGACCUCAUGAUAUGAUGUUAUCACGAUACCUAGGUGCUGAUACGAUAUAUAUUGUGAUUCUCACGAUUCUACAGUGGCUUGCGAAAGUAUUCACCCCCCUUUGCAUUUUUCCUAUUUUGUUGCCUUACAACCUGGAAUUAAAAUUGAUUUUUUGGGGGGUUUGUAUCAUUUGAUUUACACAACAUGCCUACCACUUUGAAGAUGCAAAAUAUUUUUUCUUGUGAAACAAACAACAAAUAAGACAAAAAAAGCAAAAAACUUGAGCGUGCAUAACCAUUCAUCCCCCCAAAGUCAAUACUUUGAAGAGCCACCUUUUGCAGCAAUUACAGCUGCAAGUCUCUUGGGGUAUGUCUCUAUAAGCUUGGCACAUCUAGCCACUGGGAUUUUCCCCCAUUCUUCAAGGCAAAACUGCUCCAGCUCCUUAAGGUUGGAUGGGUUCUGCUGGUGAACAGCAAUUUUUAAGUCAUACCACAGAUUCUCAAAUGGAUUGAGGUCUGGGCUUUGACUACGCCAUUCCAAGACAUUUAAAUGUUUCCCCUUAAACCACUCAAGUGUUGCUUUAGCAGUAUGCUUAGGGUCAUUGUCCUGCUGGAAGGUGAACCUCCGUCCCAGUCUCAAGUCUCUGGAAGACUGAAACAGGUUUCCCUCAAGAAUUUCCCUGUAUUUAGUGCCAUCCAUCAUUCCUUCAAUUCUGACAAGUUUCCCAGUCCCUGCCAAUUAAAAUAAUCCCCACAGCAUGAUGCUGCCACCACCAUGCUUCACUGUGGGGAUGGUGUUCUCGAGAUGAUGAGAGGUGUUGGGUUUGCGCCAGACAUAGCGUUUUCCUUGAUGGCCAAAAAGCUCAAUUUUAGUCUCAUCUGACCAGAGUACCUUCUUCCAUAUGUUUGGGGAGUCUCCCAUAUGGCUUUUGGCGAACACCAAAUGUGUUUGCUUAUUUUUUCUUUAAGCAAUGGCUUUUUUCUGGCCACUCUUCUGUAAAGCCCAGCUCUGUGGAGUGUACGGCUUAAAGUGGUCCUAUGGACAGAUACUCCAAUCUCUGCUGUGGAGCUUUGCAGCUCCUUCAGGGUUAUCUUUGGUCUCUUUGUUUCCUUUCUGAUUAAUGCCCUCCUUGCCUGGUCCAUGAGUUUUGGUGGGCGGCCCUCUCUUGGCAGGUUUGUUGUGGUGCCAUAUUCUUUCCAUUUUUGAAUAAUGAUUUUAAUGGUGCUCCGUGGGAUGUUCAAAGUUUCAGAUAUUUUUUUAUAACCCAACCCUGAUCUGUACUUUUCCACAACUUUGUCGCUGACCUGUUUGGAGAGCUCCUUGGUCGUCAUGGUGUCGCUUGCUUGGUGGUGCCCCUUGCUUAGUGGUGUUGCAGACUCUGGGGCAUUUCAGAACAGGUGUAUAUAUACUGAGAUCAUGUGACAGAUCAUGUGGACUUUAUUUAACUAAUUAUGUGUCUUCUGAAGGUAAUUGGUUGCACCCAAUCUUAUUUAGGGGCUUCAUAGCAAAGGGGGUGAAUACAUAUGCACGCACCACUUUCCAUUAUUUUUUUCAUUUCACUUCACCAAUUUGGACUAUUUUGUGAAUGUCCAUUACAUGAAAUCCAAAUAAAAAUCCAUUUAAAUUACAGGUUGUAAUGCAACAAACUAGGAAAAACGCCAAGGGGGAUGAAUAUUUUUGCAAGGCACUGUAUAUGGAUCACAAUUCGAUACUGUGAUUUUAUUGAGAUUCGAUGUUCCAAACAUAUUGCUCACCAUGUCUGCUGCAGAGGGACGAGAGAGAGCCAUGAUUGAUUUAUUUAUUGAUCAGUCAUGGAAAUAAAAGUGCUGAAAACAAAUUGGCUCCCUAUUUAAAAAGAAGAUGGAGUACAAGCUAUGAAGGAAAAAUACUGGAGUUUUGGUGCAGGUACAGCCACUAGUGCAAGAAUUAUAUUGCGAUAUUGUCAAAAUGAUACAUCAUAAAAAAUGAUAUCCCAAUAUGUAACUAUAGAUUUUUUCCCCCAUCAGUAUAAGCUACCUUUAUUGUCUGUUUUUGAGGGUAGACUUAUAAUACUACACAGCCGGUUUCCCGGAUACAGAUGAAGUCUAGUCCAGGACUAGUCCAGAAGUGCUUUCAAUGGAUAAUCUCAAUUUAAAGGGACACUUCAGGAUUUUGGCAAUGAAGCCCUUUAUCUGCUUCCCCAGAGUCAGAUGAACUCAUGGAUAACAUUUGUAUGUCUCUGAAUCCAGUAUGAAGGAAGUUAGAGGUAGUUUUUCGAUCCAAUGCUAACUAGCAUUAGCACAAUUAAUGGAAGUAUAUGGUAUCUACUAGCAUGCUAGCAGUUACCAUAGACUUCCAGUCAUUGUGCUAACGCUAGUUAGCAAUGUCCUUCAAACUGCACAUAAAGACAUAAAAAUGGUAUCCACGAUUCAUCUGACUCUGGGGAAGUAGAUAAAGGGCUUUAUUGCCAAAAUCCUGAAGUAUCCCUUUAACAUGCCUUUUACUCCAGAACUAGGCUGUAAGCUGUGUCCGGGAAUCCCGCUCACCAGUAUAACAAACCCACCAUGAUUGGUCAGGACUGCUCCACCAAAUGACCUCUGAUCUCUCCUCCAUAGGUAAAACAUACACCAUGAUUGGUCGGGACUGCUCCACACAGAGCCUGGGCGUGGCUCCCUGCGCCAUCUCCUGGCUCUUCAAACUCAUCGAGGAGCGCAGGGAGAAGGCUGGGGCACGCUUCUCGGUCCGUGUGUCGGCUGUGGAGAUUUCUGGCCUGGAUGAGGCGCUGACCGACUUGCUGUCCGAUGUGUCCACUGGCAGCCUGCAGGAUGGCCAGUCCCCAGCGGUGUAUCUGCGCGAAGACCCCAUCUGCGGAUCACAGGUAUGGAGUUGAUUGGCUAGUGGAGGUGUGGUUGUGUGUGUGUGUGUGUGUGUGGGGGGGUAGUUCUUAGAGAGAAUGCAUUUCAAUAUAUUUUGACUACCAAGCAUAGGCUAUGUUCAGCUGUAUUCUGACUUGAGAUCUGCAUGUUUAAUAACUGGAAUGUUCAGUUAGUCUCCCAUUGACAUCAAUGAACCAUUUACGUGAUUGUCCAUGUUGUUUGUGCUUUUAUCAACUAUGAAUCGGGCUGUCAGUGAAUACUUAAAAAAAACUAAGUAAAUUCUUUAGCUACCUGGGCUCUUGUGAUGCUCCCGCCUCCCUCUGAUCUCCGAAGACGACCUCUGACCUCCGAAGACGACCUCUCUCCCUCUCUGGACCCUCUGUCUCUCACCUCUCCUAACCUCCCUCCCUCAGUGCACAUAUCUGACCUCCUGAUCACCCAGGAGACUCCCUCCGCCAGGCCAGAAAUGUGCGCAGUUCGCCCAAUUAGCUAGACCCUUCUAAUGCAGUCUCUUUUCAUCUCUCUCUUUUCACUGACUCCCCCUCUCUUUCUUUCUGUAUGUCUGUCUGUGUUUAUUUCCCUAUCCAUCUCCCAUUUUCUUUCUCUCACCUAUCUGUAGCUCCCUCCCGUUUUCAUUCUUGUUCAUUCUGUGUGUGUGUGGGAGUCUGUCUCGUUAUUCAUCUCCCAAUUUCUCUUUCUACCUGUCUUUACCUUUCUAUCACCUCUAUCUGUACCCCCAUAUAUCUCUUUCUCUCUCUCUCUGUCUCUCUCUCAAUUCAAUUCAAAGGGCUGUAUUGGCAUGAAAAGCUUUUGCAACAGCAGGAACAAUAGGAGGUACAGUAGUAGUCUGAGUAGUAUUAGUAUGAGUAGUCUCUCUCUCUCUCUCAUUCAGUCUCCCCUCACUUUUCAUCUCUCUCUCUUCCCUUCUCAGCUCCAGAACCAGAUUGAGUUGCAUGCGGCCACUGCAGAGCGGGCAGCCUACUUUCUGGAUGCAGCCCUGGCGGCCCGAAGCACCAGCCACCCUCACUGCGACAAGGAUGUGAGGAGGAACUCUCACAUGCUCUUCACCCUCCACGUCUACCAGUACAGCAUGGAAAAGAGUGCCAAAGGAGGAAGUGAGUAGGACGCCUGUGUCAGUAGCUGUGUCUUAGGGGAGGAGGUGGGGAGGGUUGGGGUGGUGUGUGCGCUAAGCAGACCUGGGUCAAAUAGGUAUUUGUUGUCUUUCAAAUACUUGGCUUAUACCAGUGGAAUGUAUUCAUGGAUGCCAAGGGAAGCACCCACCCCAAAAUUGACAAAAAAUUAAAUAAAAUAAUUUAAUCUCUCUCUCUGUGUUUUCAUAAUUUUUCUUCAAUUCACAAGAGGAUGAAUAUGUCUACCUGGAGAAAGUGUCAGAGUGAGUGAAACAGCGCCCCUCCAUCUCUGUAUGUGUAGGCCAUCAAUCUGACACUGUCUGGUCAUAAAGAGUAUGGCAUUGUUGCCGCCUGUAGCAUUGAAUGAAAGGGAAGCCAGUGAGCAUUUGCCCUCCCUUGAUAAAAAUAAAAUAAAAAAUAAUAGGCAAUCAUCAUUGAGCGCAACUGUGAAUGGUCCUGGUGCACCAAAAAAAAGUGUCAAGGGAAGCCAGUUUGGAUUUGGCUUCACUCCUAUCACAGCGCAUCAAGAGAAAUACAUCAUUGACAGAAACAAUUUGAAUUGUUGCAUCUCGUUGUGUUGUUGUCCUCCGGUGGCUAGCUAGCUAGCUAAAAUUAGGCAUGGAUCGAGAUAGGUAUUUGGACUUGUGGUUUUACUUAAUUAGCCGUACUGGCCAAUGAUUAUAACGACGAUUCUGAUCCAACCAUAAAUUCAUACAUUGUGCCACUGGACUGAGAGGCUAUAAGUUCAAUAUGUAGCUAGAUGUAGAAGGCUAAUGUUAACUAGCUAACGUUGCCAAUGAAAGGAAGUUAGGCUAGUGAGCAAGCAUUUUAGCCAGGUAGCCUAGGACAACAAAAAUUAAAUGCGUAUACUGUAUGAUAGUCAUAGACCGUUUCGUCAACAUGAGUGAGAGGAGGAUGGCAUUGGCGUUUCUCUACAAUAGGGUGAGUCAACAUGUUUUUUUCUACUUGCACGAACACACGCACGCAAAAACACACACACACACACACACAUAUCAGAACCAUGAACAGCCACAUCAUAUUUAGCUUACGUUGAUUGGACUGAAUUGUUGUUGGUAUAUUUUAGUGGUCACUGUAUUAGACUAAGCAUAGGUGAUUUGAUUAUGUUGAAGUUGAAAUGGUGCUGGAAUAGUGGAGGCAACUCUCCGUGAUUCUAAAUCAAUAGUUGUUUAGUAGUCCGAAAAGGUUGGAACCAUUAACUUGCUUGACCAUGCUGAAGGUCAUGUACAGUGCAUUCGGAAAGUAUUCAGACCCCUUCACUUUUUUCACACUUGUGACUUGUUUCAGGAAACUAGGCGUAUGUCACGUGUCACUCCUUCACAGGAGAGCCAUUUGAACUUGCCUUCUGGAACAUGUGAACUUUCAUGUGCCUUAAUAACAAACUUGUAUGCCAUCUAUAAAUAUGAAUAAAAGUGUUAAAUUACGAGCCUAGUUGGUUUAGCCACAGAAAAAGACAGCAACCUUCCCGCUAGCCAUGAUUGGCUGAGAUAAUGAGUGGGCUGGACAUGCUGAGAGAUGAGUUUGGAUUGGUCUGCCAUGUAGCACACUUCUGUCUAUUUGAGCUGGUCAGUAUGUGUAGGUAAUCCUGUCUAACACUGCUUUUAAAAAUAUAUAUCUCGUAGUAGAACUGCAUAAGUGUUGCUCUCCACUUUCUGGAGAACCGAGUUUUGAAAUCAGUGGACUUAGAGUAUGAUAGCUAAGGAGAUGGAGAAAACACCUGUCUCCGGAUUACAUCUUCAAACUAAGGGCAACCAUGGCAUCCGUGAGAGAGGGAGAAGCGUCCAUCCAUGUAUACGGGUAAUAUAGUCUAGCUUGCUUCAUUUUCAGAUAUUACACAUUUCUAAUUUUGUCAGAAAGUCAUUUUCAUUUCAAGUUAAAGUGUACUGUUAGCUAGCUAGCUAAAGUUAGCUGGCUGGCUCGCUAGCUAACGUUACGCGUAUGAUCUGUGUAUUAAUAUUAUUCGUAUCUCAGAGCCAUUUGUAGCCUAAUGUUAGCUAGCUAACAUUGAACCUGGUUGGUUAGCUACCUGCAGAUUCACGCAGGGUAGUAACGUCAUGAGUUGGAAUUAUGGUUCAUUGUUUAGCUAGCUGGCUACAUGUCUUAACAAAAGACUCCACUAUGCAAGUAACCAUUUCAAUAGAAUUUUAAUGAUGUCACUGUGACAACUGUUGAUAGACGUAGCUGGUAAAUCUGCUCUGGCUAUCUACUCUGAUUUCAGAGCACUCUCGUCUGAGUGUGCCAGAGAGCAGAAUAACUGACACAUUUACGAACGCUCAACACCCAUUGAAUAUGGCCGGUGUCAGUAAACGUUGGCAAAAAGCGUAAAUUGUUGCCAGCAGCACAAUUGCAGUCACCAACGCUCUGGAUAACAUAUAAACAGCCUAACCAGCUCUGCUAGGGCGAGUAAAAUGGUCAGACUGAGCUGUUCUCUCAUUUGUGUCUGGAAGUAGCUAGCAAGCUAGCCAACGAUAGCCAGUUAGCUUGGGUGCUUGACUGCUGUUGUUAGGACAUAAUGCUCGGAUCAACCCUUAAAGAGAUUGGUGGGGCUAAAGCCUAAGAAGGUGUGAACGAUUCUGAAUCGGUGUAGACAAAGAAGAGGUCUCCAGUAGGUGAACCAAAACAUUCAAAAGCAAUUUUCUCAAAAGUGAGGUUAAAAGUUUAUCAACUUUCAAAGCAGAAUUACUUUCCCUUUUUUCCUCAACUUUUUACCAAUUAAAAAAAACACAAUUUCAAAUGUUGCUACAUAAGACCGAAUUGAGCCGAUCGGUCACAUUUUGUUACGUUACAGCUGUCAUGACUCUCCCUGGGUGAGGAUCAAAGGCCUCACAUCAGCUUGGCAAAUGGCCGACAACAACCAGACCCUCUUACCCACAGGGGGGAUGUGCCGGUCUUGACACCUUAAUACUGCCAUAAAUUAGAGAGGAGGAUAAUCUAUCUCUGGCAUUCUAGUAGACUUUUUGCCACCCAAAAACUUCAACAUCCAACAAUGAACAUUGGGACAAUAUAUUUCAACAUCCAAACUUUGGGAAUGAUGAGAAAUGGUAUAUGGAAAAUAUAUGCAUAUUUUGUGAUGUCAUUAAAAAAAUGGUAUAAAGGCGUUAUAACGAAAACAUUGUGACUUGAAGCGCUUUUACACUGUGUAUAUCAGGAUUACAUCCUUUACCUUGUGUAGAAAAUAUCAAGGAGGAAGACAAUGUUUUCGUGAAGAUAGAAAGCUAAAAGCACAAUCCUAACAAAAUCAUAGUGAUGAUAAUACUUUUGCCUCAUAACUAGCCACGCCCGAGGGAGCUCAGAGAGUGUGUCAGUAUGAAGGAAAUGCCCCUCUUUACCAGAGUGCAUAAAAGAUUGAGAUAAGAAUUAUCAGAUCAAACUAGACGGACCUCAAGCUGCAGCUUUUGUCCAUAUUGGUCCCGACCCUGAAAAUCAACACGAGGUGAAGACGAAAAAGUUGCCUCCACUAACAAUGAAUGUUACGGCUGAGUAGCUGUUCUAAGUACUGUAUCUCAGAAGGUGAAUUUAAGUGGGACCAUCCUGUUACUCUCUUCAAAACAUCGUCACCUACACUGCUCUCAUCACCCCACAGGGGAUCAUUGACAUGGCUGAUUAGCCGUCCUCAGAAGACCACUUCCAGUAUGAGUGAAAGUAAACAGACAACUAAGAAGAAGGACAUUGUGAACUCUUGUGGACAAUUUCAGCCUUACAUCUAAAAGGCCAUCCGAAAGAGAAGGCCCAAUCGACCCUUUCCCACGAAGGCCUGGGUCCAACAGAGAUACACGACGAAGACCCCCAACACGUAAAUACAUGCAUUGCUUUUCUUCCCAAACGGGGAGCAGUUCCAGGCAAAAUAUUAGGAUUAAUAUUAGGUCCAUGUGUAUCCAAGUUUUUUUUCUCUCUCUCUCUCUCUUUAACUCGCCAUCUUUUGUAACAAGUGUCAUAUUGUGUUAGUCCGCUAGGGAACCAUUUUCAUUGUAUUAAGUUUACCGUUUACAUGUUUGUAUCUUGUGUUAUCAUUUUUAAUUAGUUAGUAAAUAAAUAAUUAAAUACAUUUGUGUGGUACGGAAUGAUCAGUAAGUCUACAACUUUCAGAAUGAGAUAUGAGGUAAAUUAUUAAUAAAUGACUGUUAAAUGAUAAGAGAUAUCUAGAUAUCUUUAGAGUUAAUUCAGGAAACGGUAACUCGUUAAACAACUUUUCCCAUGGUGCCCCAAAUUCCUACUGAGUUACAUUAUUAAUUUAAUCUAGUAACAAUUAAACAUACAUUGGCUUGUGAAAGUAUUCAACCCCCUUGGCAUUUUUCCUGUUUUAUUGCCUUACAACCAGGAAAUAAAAUGGAUUUUUUGGAUCAUUUCAUUUACACAACAUGCCUACCACUUUGAAGAUACACAAUAUUUUUGGGGGAAAUAAGACAAUUAAACAGAAAACUUGAGCAUGCAUAACUAUUCACCCCUCCAAAGUCAAUACUUUGUAGAGCCACCUUUUGCAGCAAUUACAGCUGCACGUCUCUUGGGGUAUGUCUCCAUAAGCUUGGCACAUCUAGCCACUGGGAUUUUUGCCCAUUCUUCAAGGCAAAACUGCUCCAGCUCCUUCAAGUUGGAUGGGGUUCCGCUGGUGUAAAGCAAUCUUUAAGUCAUACCACAGAUUCUCAAUUGGAUUGAGGUCUGGGCUUUGACUAGGCCAUUCCAAGACAUGUAAAUGUUUCCCCUUAAACCACUUGAGUGUUGCUUUAGCAUAAUGCUUAGGGUCAUUGUCCUGCUGGAAGGUGAACCUCCAUCCCAGUCUCAAAUCUCUGGAAGACUGAAACAGGUUUCCCUCAAGAAUUUCCCUGUAUUUAGCACCAUCCAUCACUCCUUCAAUUCUGACCAGUUUCCCAGUCCCUGCCGAUGAAAAACAUCCCCACAGCAUGAUGCUGCCACCACCAUGCUUCACUGUGGGGAUGGUGUUCUCGGGGUGAUGAGAGUUGUUGGGUUUGCGCCAGACAUAGCGUUUUCCUUGAUGGCCAAAAAUCUAAAUUUUAGUCUCAUCUGACACCAUACCUUCUUUAAUAUGUUUGGGGAGUCUCCCACAUGCCUUUUGGCGAACACCAAACAUGUUUGCUUAUUUUUUUCUUUAAGCAAUGGCUUUUUUCUGACCACUCUUCCGUAAAUCCCAGCUCUGUGGAGGGUACGGCUUAAAGUGGUCCUAUGGACAGAUACUCCAAUCUCCGCUGUUGAGUUUUGCAUAUCCUUCAGGGUUAUCUUUGGUCUCUUUGUUGCCUCUCUGAUUAAUGCCCUCCUUGCCUGGUCCGUGAGUUUUGGUGGGCAGCCCUCUCUUGGCAGGUUUGUUGUGGUGCCAUAUUCUUUCAAUUUUUUAAUAAUGGAUUUAAUGGUGCUCCGUGGGAUGUUCAAAGUUUCUGAUAUUUUUAAUAACCUGUUUGGAGCGCUCCUUGGUCUUCAUGGUGCCCGCUUGCUUUGUGGUGCCCCUUGCUUAGUGGUGUUGCAGACUCUGGGGCAUUUCAGAACAGGUGUAUAUAUACUGAGAUCAUGUGACAGAUCAUGUGACACUUAGAUUGCAAACAGGUGGACUUUAUUUAACUAAUUAUGUGUCUUCUGAAGGUAAUUGGUUGCACCAGCUCUUAUUUAGGGGCUUCAUAGCAAAGGUGGUGAAUACAUAUGCACGCGCCACUUUUUCGUUAUUUUUUAAAUUUCUCUUCACCAAUUUGGACUAUUUUGUGAAUGUCCAUUACAUGAAAUCCAAAAUAAAAAUCCAUUUAAAUUACAGGUUGUAAUGCAACAAAAUAGGAAAAACGACAAGUGGGAGGAAUACUUCUGCAAGGCACGUUAGUAGGUAAUUAUUUGAUAAAUAAUAGUCAUCACAAUAAUGAAAGUCACGUCACGACACAGCUUUAUUAUAAAAUUGAUGAAAUUGUUAUUUUUCCCCUCAUCAAUCUACACACAAUACCCAAUAAUGACAAAGCAAAACAGUUGUUUUUUUAGAAAUGUUGCAAAUGUACACUACUGGUCAAAAAUUUUAGAACACCUACUCAUUCAAGGGUUUUUCUUUAUUUUAAAGAUGUUCUACAUUGUAGAAUAAUAGUGAAGACAUCUAAACUAUGAAAUAACACAUAUGGUAUCAUGUAGUAACCAAAAAGGUGUUAAACAAAUCAAAACAUAUUUUAUAUUUGAGAUCUUCAAAUAGCCACCCUUUGCCUUGAUGACAGCUUUGCACACUCUUGGCAUUAUCUCAACCAGCUUCAAUAGGUAGUCACCUGGAAUGCAUUUCAAUUACCAGGUGUGCCUUCAUAAAAGUUAAUUUGUGGAAUUUCUUUCCUUCUUAAUGUGUUUGAGCCAAUCAGUUGUGUUCUGACAAGGUAGGGGGGAUAUACAGAAGAAGCCAUAUUUGGUAAAAGACCAAGUCCAUAUUAUGGCAAGAACAGCUCACAUAAGCAAAGAAAUACAACAGUCCCCAUCAUUACUUUAAGACAUGAAGGUCAAUCAAUACGGAAAAUUAAGAACUUAAAGUUUAUUCAAGUGCAGUCGCAAAAACCAUCAAGGUCUAUGAUGAAACUGGCUCUCAUGAGGACUGCCACAGGAAUGGAAGACCCAGAGUUACCUCUGCUGCAGAGGAUAAGUUCAUUAGAGUUACCAGCCUCAGAAAUUGCAGCUCAAAUAAAUGCUUCACAUAGUUCAUGAAACAGACACAUCUCAACAUCAACUGUUCAGAGGAGACUUUGUGAAUCAGGCCUUCAUGGUCGAAUUGCUGCAAAUAAACAACUACCAAAGGACACCAAGAAGAAGAAGAGACUUGCUUGGGCCAAGAAACAUGAGCAAUGGAAUUUAGACCGGUGGAAAUUUGUCCUUUGGUCUAGUGUCCAAAUUUGAGAUUUUUGGUUCCAACCUCCGUGUCUUUGUGAGACACGGUGUGGUUGAACGGAUGAUCUCUGCAUGUGUAUUUCCCACCGUAAAGCAUGGAGCAGGAGGUGCUAUGGUGUGGGGGUGCUUUGCUGGUGACACUCUCUGUCAUUUAUUUAGAAUUCAAGACACAAUUAACCAGCAUGGCUACCACAACGUUAUGCAGCAAUACGCCAUCCCGUCUGGUUUUGGCUUUGUGGGACUAUCAUUUGUUUUUCAACAGGACAAUGACCCAACACACCUCCAAGCUGUGUAAGGGCUAUUUUACCAAGAAGGAGAGUGAUGGAGUGCUGCAUCAGAUGACCUGGCCUCCAAAAUCCCCCGACCUCAACCCAAUUGAGAUGGUUUGGGAUGAGUUGGACAGCAGAGUGAAGGAAAAGCAGCCAAGCAUAUGUGGGAACUCCUUCAAGACUGUUGGAAAAGCAUUCCAGAUGAAGCUGGUUGAGAGAAUGCCAAGAGUGUGCAAAGCUGUCCUCAAGGCAAAGGGUGGCUAUUUGAAGAAUCUCAAAUAUAAAAUAUAUUUUGCUUUGUUUAACAUUGUUUUGGUACUACAUGAUUCCAUGUGUUUCAGUUCAUAGUUUUGAUGUCUUCAUUAUUAUUCUUCAAUGUAGAAAAUAGUACAAAUAAAGAAAAACCCUUGAAUGAGUAAGUGUUCUAAAACUUUUGAGACUAUUACAUUUUACAUUUUAGUCAUUUAGCUGAUGCUCUUAUCCAGAGCGACUAACAGUUAGUGAGUGCAUAAAUGUUUUAUACUGGCCCCCCGUGGGAAUCGAACCCACUACCCUGGUGUUGCAAGCGCCAUGCUCUACCAACUGAGCUACACAGGGCCUGUAAUGCAAGAUACGUAAACAUUUACUCAGUACUUUGUUGAAGCACCUUUGGCAGUGAUUAUAGCCUUGAGUCUUCUUGAGUAUGACGCCUGAAGCUUGGCACACCUGUAUUUGGGGAUAUUCUCCCAUUCUUCUCUGCAGAUCCUCUCAAGCUCUGUCAGGUUGGAUGGGGAGAGACACUGCACAGCUAUUUUCAGGUCUCUCCAGAGAUGUUAGAUCGGGAUCAAGUCCGGGCUCUGGCUGGGUCACUCAAGGACAUUCAGAGACUUGUUCCGAAGCCACUCCUACGUUGUCUCGGCUGUGUGCUUAGGGUCGUUGUCCUGUUGGAAGGUGAACCGUCGCCCCAGUCUGAGGUUCUGAGUACUCUGGAGCAGGCUUUCAUCAAGGAUCUCUUUUUACUUUGCUCCAUUCAGCUUUCCCUCGAUCCUGACUAGUCUCCCAGUCCCUGCCGCUGAAAAACAUCCCCACAGCAUGAUGCUGCCGUAGGGAUGGUGCCAGGUUUCCUCCAGACUUGACGCUUGGUAUUCAGGCCAAAGAGUUCAAUCUUGGUUUCAUCAGACCACAGAAUCUUGUUUCUCAUGGUCUGAGAGUCCUUUAGGCGCCUUUUGGCAAACUCCAAGCAGGCUGCCAUGUGUCUUUUACUGAGGAGUGGCUUCCGUAUGGCCACUCUACCAUAAAUGCCUGAUUGGUGGAGUGCUGUAGAGAUUUUUGAUCUUCUAGAAGGUUCUCCCAUCUCCACAGAGGAACUCUGGAGCUCAGUCAGAGUGACCAUUGGGUUCUUGGUCACCUCCCUGACCAAGGCCCUUCUCCCCCGAUUGAUCAGUUUGGCCGGGCGGCUAGCUCUAGAAAGAGUCUUGGUGGUUCCACAUUUCUACCAGUUAAGAGUGAUGGAGGCCACUGUGUUCUUGGGGACCUUCAAUGCUGCAUAAAUGUUUUGGUACCCUUCCCCAGAUCUGUGCCUCAACACAAUCCUGUCGCGGAGCUCUACGGACAAUUCCUUCGACCUCAUGGCUUGGUUUUUGCUCUGACAUGCACUGUCAACUUUGGGACCCUAUAUUGACAUACUUGUGCCUUUCCAAAUCAUGUCCAAUCAAUUGAAUUUACCACAGGUGUACUCCAAUCAAGUUGUAGAAACAUCUCAAGGAUGAUCAAUGGAAAUACGAUGCACCUGAGCUCAAUUUCGAGUCUCAUAGCAAAGGGUCUGAAUACUUAUGUAAAUAAGGUAUUUCUGUUUUUUCUAAAAACCUAUUUUCGCUUUAUCAUUUUGUGGUAUUGUGUGUAGAUUGAUGAAGAAAACAUUUCAUUUAAUCAAUUUUAGAAUAAGGCUGUAUCGUAACAAAAUGUGGGAAAAGUAAAGGGGUCUGAGAGCAUGGCGUUUGCAACGCCAGGGUUGUGGGUUCGAUUCCCAUGGGGGGGCCAGUAUGAAAAAAAAUAUAUAUAUAUAUAUGUAAAAAUUUAUGCACGCACUAACUGUAAGUCGCUCUGGAUAAGAGCGUCUGCUAAAUGACUAAAAUGUAAAUGUAAAUAUCUGAAUACUUUCCGAAUGCACUCUAACUGUUUGUUACACUCAAUAUGUUUUGUAGACUUCACCGGACAGAGGUUGGUCUCUGGUUCUUAUUGUCUCGGCCUUAGACCUAUAUAUCACGGUUGCAAGGCAUAUGAACUAACAGGUUAUAGAGCAAACAACGUAAUCAUCACAACACAUGACUUGGCUUCCCCAGUGAUUUUACCCACACCCACUACUGGUUUAUACUGCUUUGUUUAGCUUGCUUGGCACUAUAUAACCAAUGGAAUAGCCCAGAAAGUGCAAACUCCGCCAACACUCUGCAAGCAAAUCUUUUAUCUAGAUAUUUAAUUUGACAUUCCAAUCUCAAUCUACGCCAGAGCCGCCACCGAGGCUGAAUGCCCACCCGGACCCUCCCCUAAUGAGUCAGGUUGGUGCGGCCGGAGUACGUACCCCUGGGGGGUGGGGGGGGGGGGGGUACUGUCACGCCCUGGCCUUGAGAGCCCAGUUUUCUUUAGUUUGUUUGGUCAGGGUGGGAAUUUCUAUGUGUAUGAUCUAGAUAUUGUGGAUCUACAGUGGGAAAAAAAAGUAUUUAGUCAGCCACCAAUUGUGCAAGUUCUCCCACUUAAAAAGAUGAGAGAGGCCUGUAAUUUUCAUCAUAGGUACACGUCAACUAUGACAGACAAAUUGAGAAUUUUUUUUCCAGAAAAUCACAUUGUAGGAUUUGUAAUGAAUUUAUUUGCAAAUUAUGGUGGAAAAUAAGUAUUUGGUCACCAACAAACAAGCAAGAUUUCUGGCUCUCACAGACCUGUAACUUCUUCUUUAAGGAGGCUCCUCUGUCCUCCACUCAUUACCUGUAUUAAUGGCACCUGUUUGAACUUGUUAUCAGUAUAAAAGACACCUGUCCACAACCUCUAACAGUCACACUCCAAACUCCACUAUGGCCAAGACCAAAGAGCUGUCAAAGGACACCAGAAACAAAAUUGUAGACCUGCACCAGGCUGGGAAGACUGAAUCUGCAAUAGGUAAGCAGCUUGGUUUGAAGAAAUCAACUGUGGGAGCAAUUAUUAGGAAAUGGAAGACAUACAAGACCACUGAUAAUCUCCCUCGAUCUGGGGCUCCACGCAAGAUCUCACCCUGUGGGGUCAAAAUGAUCACAAGAAUGGUGAGCAAAAAUCCCAGAACCACACGGGGGGACCUAGUGAAUGACCUGCAGAGAGCUGGGACCAAAGUAACAAAGCCUACCAUCAGUAACACACUACGCCGCCAGGGACUCAAAUCCUGCAGUGCCAGACGUGUCCCCCUGCUUAAGCCAGUACAUGUCCAGGCCCGUCUGAAGUUUGCUAGAGUGCAUUUGGAUGAUCCAGAAGAGGAUUGGGAGAAUGUCAUAUGGUCAGAUGAAACCAAAAUAGAACUUUUUGGUAAAAACUCAACUCGUCGUGUUUGGAGGACAAAGAAUGCUGAGUUGCAUCCAAAGAACACCAUACCUACUGUGAAGCAUACCUACAGCGACAGCCCCAAAACAUCACUGCUCUAGAGGAGAUCUGCAUGGAGGAAUGGGCCAAAAUACCAGCAACAGUGUGUGAAAACCUUGUGAAGAGUUACAGAAAACGUUUGACCUGUGUCAUUGCCAACAAAGGGUAUAUAACAAAGUAUUGAGAAACUUUUGUUAUUGACCAAAUACUUUUUUUCCACCAUAAUUUGCAAAUAAAUUCAUAAAAAAUCCUACAAUGUGAUUUUCAGGAUUUUUUUUUCUCAUUUUGUCUGUCAUAGUUGACGUGUACCUAUGAUGAAAAUGACAGGCCUCUCUCAUCUUUUUAAGUGGGAGAACUUGCACAAUUGGUGGCUGACUAAAUACUUUUUUCCCCCACUGUAUGUUGGCCGGGUGUGGUUCCCAAUCAGAGGCAGCUGUCGAUCGUUGUCUCUGAUUGGGGAUCAUACUUAGGCAGCCAUGUUGCCUACCUAUGUUGUGGGAUCUUGUUUCUGUGUGUUUGGCUUGUUUGAUGUUAGCCUUUAGAACUUCACGUUACGUUGUUUUGUUUGGUGUUUAUUUAAUAAAUGAACAUGUACGCAUACCACGCUGCACCUGGGUCCAAUCCUGUAUUCAACGAACGUGACACCCGGGUUCCGGGGAGGGUUGCCACUCUUGAACGCUGGAGUUUCUAAAUCUUGCUGAUGCUAGGUUAGUCUUCAGCCCUGCCACUGCAUUAAAUCAGGGCAUAGUUCCGACUGCCUUAAUGAUAUGAUUCUGAGUUUUUUACCUCUGACCUAGAUGGCAUCAAAUGGAACGGAUUCUGUCCUCUCAACCGUAACUAUGUAUUUAUCUGUGAGCAGUUAGCCCCCGACAGUGCGAGCCCGUUUGAUUGUCACCUCUGAGCCAACUGUCCAUAACCUUCAAGUCCAUCGGCCCCCUCUGUUCCUUUGAUUGCGUGCCUCUGUAACUCCCGCUGUGCUCAGUGGGCUCAGUGCCCUCUGAAAGUGCAAUUCACUGUAUUGGUAAUUUAGCACAAAUCUAAAUGGGGGAGCUAUGAUGUGAAGUUUAGUGGUUCAUUCAAUGUGAAAUCCUGAACUCGUUUUAUUUUUGGCUCCAUGGAAAGUUCAGGCUUAAUAAUUCACCUUCUCUCCUCUUUUUCUCUGUCGUUCUAUCUCAUAAAGUGUCUGGCGGCCGUAGUCGUCUGCACUUGCUGGAUCUGGGCAGCUGUGAGACGGACAUAAGUCGGACCCGAGAAGGAGGUGGAGGUCAGUGUCUGUCACUUUCUGCUCUGGGAAACAUCAUCCUCGCCCUGGCCAAUGGGGCCAAGCACGUUCCCUACAGGUAUGUCCGAAAGGAGGGACAAACACUAGUGAAUGAUGAGGUUCUUUCACAAUGUAUGUGUAUUAUGUCCUCUUUGUGUCUAUAUUUUGAGUUUGUGUUUUGUCUGGUUCUGUGUGUUUGUUUAUGUUGUAAGUUAGUUUUGUCUGGCUCUGUGUUGUGGCCUUUUUAUCUCUCUCUUUUAUUCUUCCCACCUCAGGGGUAACAAUCAAUGAAGCCCUAUUAGCCUAUUUGGAUGAGAGAAGUUGAGGGAAGAAGCGAAGCACCAACGUGAGAAGUUAUUGAUAGUGUAAUGGUUCACGGAAAGGCUGUAUUCCAGCUUCAAUGAGGGUAGGGGGGUGGGGGGUUGGAUUGUAAUAUAGAAGAUUGGGGGCUCUAUUUUAACAAACCUAACGCAAUUAUAAAUCUAAGCGGUAGCGCUAUAGGUUCGGGGGUGUGUCAGAUAUAUUUUUGCUAUUUUCACCACCACAAUUAUAGGCGCAGUUGCUGGCAGUGGCACGAAAGGGCUGGGUUUUGAUGAAUAAACCAGUUGUGGGUGUGUCAAGGCUUGGCCCCUCACUGGCUAAUCAGAACAUGAUCCAUGGCUAAAUAUGUGGUUUCUUCAAGUUGUGUAUUUACGAUCUUUUAUGUAUUGCGUGGUCAUCAACUCCAAUUCCAGUGUUAGUCCGUUAUAGCUUAGUUCGUUAAAUAGCCUGCCCCACAUUUGCAAAAUAUGUUGAACAUGUUUGCAGUCCACAUUGUUCUAAUUGCAUUGCUUCAGUUUGGAAAUACAUUGUUAAACAUAGGCUAUAGAAUGUGCACUGAUAUAGGGGCUAGGACUACUGUAAAUUGUAAUCUGGGCAUGGACAUGCCAAAUGUAAUCAAUAAGCAAGAUUAAAUUCACAAUGUAUAGCCUAAUUCUAAUACAAUUGUUUUAAAUAGGCGGUCUAAAUACAGUUACAGGCACCAUAAUUACUCCCCGUGGAUGUAAAAUACAGACAAGGCAACAGACUAUGGAGGGUUUUACGCAUUUCCAAACUUUUCACAGGAGCUAGAUAAAGAUCCAAUGUAAUGUAAAGAGAAAGGGGGGAUGUCCACUCACCAUUAUACAGCUCGCAAAUGUUAUGUUUUAUAAACAUCAUGGAACCAUCUUACAGAUCAUAUUUGUACUUCUCAAGAAAUAGCAGACGAAAUUGCAUUGCCUUCGAGCCAUCUAGCCUACGUUAUAACCAUAAACGCAUUGAUGGUGAAUAUUACUAAGUUUGGUUUUUGAUUGAUUUUAAUUUAAUUUGAUUAAUCUGCUUUUUAAACUAACAACAAUAUUUUAAAAUAGGAUGGGGUCAGAAGCAUGAUAUCAUAAAUCACUUCUCUCGUUCCAUGGCACUGUGUGCAUACAGGUCUAAAUGUCUUUACGCAUAACAUUUGCACAUCUAUACAAACUACUAGGCUCCUGUCAAUUGCAUCGUUGCCUAUGUGCGAGGCAGAUUCUCAAAAAAAUCCACCGUUGAUAUGGUAUUAUAGGAGGUUUGAAAAGUUUGGAGGAGCGCGUGUCUUUGGUAAUCGGAUGAGGGGCGCUCUUGGAUGGAUACCCUACUUGAACAAGUGAAAUUAAGUAAUGCAAGUAUGUGAAUUGUGAAUAAUUAAAAAGCAUGAGGGCAACAACCUCAAAGCACUUUCAGUAGACCAUUUAAAACCCCUUUAUUCAUAUGCUAGUUGGCUAAUUGGCAGGAUAAAAAUACGCACCUAUGCAAUGCUGCUAAACAGCCUUGAUUAAGGGGAGGGUAGGCUAUGCUUGGUUCUUAAUUAAACGAAAUGGGGGGGAAAACAAUAGUUCUUUAUGUUUCUAAAUACUAGAUUCACCAGCACAAAAUGCACAUCUCUCUUCCAUGGUCACUGUUCGUCGUAGCUGGAUAGGCUGCGCUUCCGUUUUCAAAAUCCAUGCCAUUAUCAGAUGAGUUACCGUUAAGACCAGCUUUUUGCGAGUCUUAAAACGUCUCAUUAACGCUGCUUGAAAUUGUCACGCUUGCGCAUGUUUUUAAGGACACACCUCAUAUGUCCACCCCUCCCACCUCAGCACAAGUGAGCUGAUGUUAGACAGGUAAAUUGCCGACCCUGGCGUUAGGGAUGGAAAAUGCCAGUGCGCCAGUUUUUACAUGACGAAAUUGCAAACUAAUGUGCGUUUGACACUUACGCCUCCGAAAAUAGAGCCCUGCCUCUGGAUCAGACAAGAUCAGCUUUAUUUAUACACAGUAUAUCAAAUAAAAUAGCAUUUUAUGCAGUAGGGUGAGCUUAAUAUUUGUUAUAUUUCAAACAAACUUUCAAGGACCUUUCACACAUCGACCUACUUACAGGUAAUUGAAAGUGGUAGUUGAAGGUGAGGUUCCAUUAAUUGGAUAUCUCGUUCCCGCUGCCUUUUGACUGUCUAUGGCUUUUCCUUUGGUACUGUAAGGAAUGGUUGCUCUGAACCUGGGGUGGGGGUUAUGGCUAAGAUCUGGUGCUGGUUCUUUUUUGAGGGGCUAACGAUUUUAUUUUUGACGUAUUAUUCAGGGAUAGUAAGCUCACCAUGUUGCUGAGAGAAUCUCUGGGCAACAUCAACUGCCGAACCACCAUGAUAGCACACAUCUCUGACUCACCAACCAAUUACAUGGAGACGCUAACCACCGUGCAGCUGGCCUCGCGUAUCCACCACAUGAGGAAGAAGAAAUCCAAGGUACAGUAGUUACAUUUCACAAGCUAUUUCAAGGCUUUUAUAUGAAUUUACGUAUGUGAGAGUGAGGGCGUUUGAGACAAGAAUGUGAGUAUUGGAUCUUGCUUACGUUAAGAUAUGGAUGAGUAAGUUCAUACAGUAUUACAUUCUUUGCAUGGUCUUCAUAGAUUCAGACUUUGUUCCUCAAGCGUCCUUUGAUAUCGCUCAAUUAGAGUGUUUUAAUUGUUUGAAUGAUUUCCCAGGGGUAAUAAUGGCUCUGCCAUGGAAAUAAUUAAAUCUAUAAAGUGAAUCUGUAUUUCUUCAGAAGGAGGGACUGUUACAGCAAUAAUUUAGAGAGUUUUUCUCAGUGCCUUAUGCCAUGUAAUCAAUACCUCUGCUCCUAAGGGAGAAUCCAAUGUAUGCCCUGAGAUUUGGAAAGCAUACUUUCAAUUUAAUUAGGCAGAUUGACAACAUGUAUUUAUAUUUUAUAGAUCAGAACAUGACAUUGACAUAGAUUUUUAUGUAGCCUUCGGUUUGCACUUAUAACCUUUUCAUGGUAUUGAUGUGUGGUUUAGUCUAGAAAUUAAUCACAGUUCGUAAUUCAGCUAUUGAAUCCCAACCUAAUUUCAAUGCGUGUUCUCUCUCCUGCUUACAGUAUACAUUCAGCUCCUCUGGUGGCGAGAGUUCCUGCGAGGAAGGACGAAUCAACAAGCCACACUUGAGGCCCGGAGAACCAAGAACCAUGGCCCUUGACCCGGAUACGCCCACAUUGCUGUCCAGUGACCCGGACUACUCAUCCAGCAGUGAGCACUCCUGCGACACGGUCAUUUACGUCGGGCCUGGUGGGGCCGCUAUUUUUGACAGAGAGCUCAGUGACAACGAAGGCCCACCUUCCUUUGUUCCCAUUAUUCCCUCACUAAACAGGAAGUGCUGCAAAGACACCCAACAGCCAGAGGUGGAAUACUUCAAGUGCAACACAUUUGCGGAGCUCCAAGAGAGACUGGAGUACAUUGAUGGCAGCGAGGGCCCAGCUGCCUUCACUGGGGAGGGCAAGGGGGCACUAAUAGCCCCAAGGACUCAAAGUGGGCCUACCAAAAGCCCAGAGGAGGCUGUAUCCCCUAAGACUGAUAAAUCCCCCUCCCCAAAGCCCCUUAUUAGCACAACAACCACCCACACAGCUGCCGGUAAAUCUGAGCAGGGACAUUCCACAUUUUCCUCGGAUGUGGGGGUCCCAGAGAGUCAACAACGGACAAGUGCAGAUGGGGAGAAGGUUCUUGCCUGUGUGGUUAAGCCCAGCACGGUUUUGUCUCAAGAUUCAGAGUCUAUGGUGCAAGAGAAGGUCUACCUCAACAAAGGACCUACUAUACCUAAGCCCUAUGCCUCUCCCUCUUUGCCAAGAUCCUCCGGAACACCCUCUCAGAGCCCGGAUGCCAUCUGCCGGACAUCCCUUGUUGGCAUGAGUCAGCAGGCCGUAAGGCAAGGGCAACCCGGGGGGGCCCCGGUCCUGGAGAGGGCCCAUCAUGGCAGGAGUCCCAUGGGGGUGAGCGAUCUUCGGGCAGCCUUGAGGGGCAGAUGCCUGGAGAGGGAUGUACUGAGGACCACGGUCACCCUGCAUCAGCCUGUUGAGCUGAAUUGGGAAGAUGAGCUGGUGUUUACAGUGGUGGAGCACCUGCCCAUAGGCCUGAUCCCAGAUAAUGGGCGGCCCUCCAGCAUCAGCAGCUUCAACAAUGACUGCUCCCUUCAGGCCCUGGCCUCAGGCUCCAGUCCUGUCAGCAUCAUUAGCAGCAUCAAUGAUGAGUUUGAUGCUUACAUGGCACAAGAGGGUGUAUCUGGGGUGUGCUCUGAGGUGACCACAGCCUCACAGGAGGAGCUAUUUGCCCAUCAUGGUAGCAGACAGUCUUCCAUCGGCUCCUGGCAGAGAGAAGUGAGCGUGUGCUCACUGGACAGCGAAGGCACCCAUUCGUCAGGUAGAUUAUUACAGAGAGAUAAGUGCAUGACCCCGGAGAACACCUCUAUACUGUCCUCCCCUGUUAUAUUCCAGAGGAAGCCGUUCUUGCAGCAUGGUGGCAUGUGCUCCCUAAAUGAGUUGGACAGUGACCCCGCCACCCCAAGCAAGCUCUGCCUAACUAAGUGCCCACCUUCUCCUGACUCUACCAAAGCAUCUCUCAGAGGCUCUAAAGAGAAAGCCAACACACUGAACAACUCAGCAUCUUCUCAGAUCCCACACCAUGCUGUUCACUCCAGUCUUCCCAGGAAAACCAAGCCUACCUCAUUAGUUGCUCCAAGCUGCAGCAGGCAGGAAGGCAAGCAAGACGACCUCUGUUUGCGAGGAGGCAGCCAUUCAGAUCCUAGAGCACCUGAAUCCACUGUGACGAGUAAGCCACCAAGAAUAGGCAUGAGUGGCAUCUCUUCCAGGAAGCUGGGAGGAAACGGCAACAGUGUACCUCGACCACCAAAGGAACAGGUAUCCUCCUCGACUCAGAGGGUGGUUGACGGUUGUGAGAAGUCCAGCAGCAAGAAAGGAGAGACCAUGAGCAGGAUGCCACAUCUCAGGCGAGGUGCCACCACUCUUGGCACAGUCUUAGUCCCUCACAGUCCCUCUGAAUCAAAAUGGGGCCGCGAUGGCACUUCAGAAACUAAUAGUCUGAGAUUCUCCUCUUUGGGAAAGAGGGCAAAUGGACAGAAAAGCAGCAUGCUUCCAAAGUCUUGCUCCGGCAGCAUCUCUCCUCCUGCUCCACCUGUUCGCAAAUCAAGCCUCGAUCAAAAGACAAGGAUAGUCUUAUCUCCUAGUGCCUUAAGGGCAGCCAGCGAUGCUGCAAGGUCCUCAUUACCUAAAACAUCAGUCUCUGAGGAGGAGUUUGAUGUUCUAUUGAGAAGGGAUUUGUUUAGCUACAAAACAUCCAGCUUGAAGGCUGACCAUGGCUCAGCCAAGACCGUGUCAAGCCUGAGGACACGAGGAGCCAAAGGCGAUUCUGGAAGGUACUAUGGUAGCCUGAUGUCCUUGGAGAGAUGUGACAUUAUAACCUCAGUGGGGUCCAAUCCUGGUCUGUCGAGAGAGAAUAGUGGGUGUAGCUUAGGAGGCAAUGGAAAAUCCAAUAGAUCAGUGCCAAGACUUGGGGUCCCCACCUCCACACCCACUGCUACCUCUCCACCUUCCUCUAUCACCUUUGCAAUGACAAGCAAGUUGGGACAGCUCAAAGCUAAUGUCAGCCCCAGGAACAUUGUUUCCAGUGGAUCAAAGGCUCGAAUUUUGGCUGCCAGCAGUUCUAAGACCAUUAGCUCCUCCACCAAAUCCCUCGAUGCUCCAACAGUACACAAUGCCAGCCUACCUCCAACUGGGAAAUCCGUAGCUCGGUCUGUGGCAGGGGCCAAUGGCAAUGGCAAGCCUGGCAGGGGCAUUAUCAUGGGCACCAAGCAGGCCAUCCGGGCUGCCAACAGCCGAGUUUGUGAGCUUGUGGCGGGAAGCCCAAGGAAACACCUAAGCAGGGGUUCAGAGGCUGUUGGGAACAACGAUAGCGGGGAAAGCAUCAGCGGGUCCCCUGCCAGCACGCCGCUACCCUCGCCCUAUAGCAAGAUCACAGCCCCGCGGAGGCCCCAGCGUUACAGCAGUGGGCACGGCAGUGACAACAGCAGUGUGCUCAGCGGGGAGCUGCCACCCGCAAUGGGGCGCACUGCGCUCUUCUACCACAGUGGGGGCAGCAGCGGGUAUGAGAGCAUGAUCCGGGACAGCGAGACCACAGGCAGCGCCUCGUCAGCCCACGACUCCAUGAGCGAGAGCGAGGUGUCCACCUCCAAUAGGAGUAGAGUGUCUAAAUCACCCAAGAAGAGAGGCAAUGGUGAGUAUUAGUUACCCUGAGAAAGUUCUGGAACAAUAUCCAUACAGCUAUACCACAUCAAACACAAAUCAUGAUCCCAUGAACGUACUUGUGAAAUACUGAAAUAAAAAUUAUUAUCCAAUUCAACAAUAGGAGCUAUACAUAUUCAAAUACUUAUAAUUUGGACUAUUUGUUUUUAUUUGAUAUGUGAUCAAAUAAAUUAUACAGUGCAUACAAUAUUUUCUCUAGCUUUCUCACUCUAGUAGAUUAUUUCUGUUCUAUUGAAAAGUGUGGCUGGGUGACAUCCCUGCUGCUCAAAACAACAUUCCAUGCACACUAAACGAGUAAAACUGCAAGUCUUCAUACACUGUAUUUUCAUGUAUGAAUUUGCCUUGCACAUGGAUAUCUCAGAUACUCUACAUACCUAUUUUUCAUAGACCUAUGAAUAUAUUUAAAUGUACAGUAUGUCCUCCACCUAGCAUGAUCAUAAAUCUCUAUUCAAGUGUAGUAUCUGAAGUGACAGUGUGUCCCGCUGCAGUAUACACUCAUAAAAUUAAUUCAGAUUCAUGUACCUAUCCUCCGUAAUUCAUAACAGCAACAGAUAGGAUCUAGUGCCUAAUGCAUACGUAAUCAGUGCUAGCCGACGGUUAUGUGAUCCCGGCUGGCUCGAUGGAAGUCUGCUAUCAGCCUGUGUAUCUUGGCACGUUUUUGCCUCAUGCAUAUUUCAAGGCAGUGCCUCACAUGCUAGGAUAUUCCUGGUGUGCAUAUCCAACUCCAAUUAACAGCCGUACCCCCAAUGACUCACUCCCUUCACCCCCUUGUUCCAGGGCUCCUGCGGCGCCGUCUCAUCCCUGCUCCCCUGCCGGACACCACCUCCUUAGGCAGGAAUGCUGGCAUCCCGGGACAAUGGGUGGACCUGCCCCCCUUGGGUGGGACCUUGAAGGAGCCCUUCGAGAUCAAGGUGUAUGAGAUCGACGACGUGGAGCGGCUGCCGAGGAGACAAGAGGGUGCCACGGGGACAGAGGUUAGAGAUGCGCCAUCUGCUCGCUUCUUGGAAUGUGAAAAUGGUGUGUGUGAGUGCGUGUGUACGCAUGUACAGUGCCUUCAGAAAGUAUUCACACAUUGACUUUAUCCACAUUUUGUUUUGUUACAGCCUGAAUUUAAAAUGGAUUAAAUUUAGAUGUGUCACUGGCCUACACACACACACAAUACCCAUAAUGUAAAAGUGGAAUAAUGUUUUUAGAAAUGUUUACAAAUUUAUAAAAAAUUAAGAGUCUUAAGUAUUCAACCCCUUGUUAUGGCAAGCCUAAAUAAGUUCAAGAGUAAAAAUGUGCAUAGACUUACUCUGUGUCCAAUAAUAGUGUUUAACAUGAUUUUUGAAUGACUACCUCAUCUCUACCCCACACAUCAAAUUAUCUGUAAGGUCCUUCAGUCGAGCAGUGAAUUUCAAACACAGAUUCAACCACAAAGGCCAGGGAGGUUUUCCAGUGCCUUGCAAAGAAGGGCACCAAUUGGUAGAUGGUUAAAACAUUUAAAAGCAUGGUGAAGUUAUUCAUUACACUUUGGAUGUAUCAAUACACCCAGUCACUAGAAAGAUACAGGUGUCCUUCCUAACUCAUUUGCCAAAGAGGAAGGAACCUGCUCAGGGAUUUCACCAUGAGGCCAAUGGUGACUUUCAAACAUUUAUAGAGUUUAAUAGCUGUGAUAGGAGAAACAUGAGGCUGGAUCAACAACAUUGUAGUUAGCCCACAAUACUAACCUAAUUGACAGAGUGAAAAGAAGGAAACCUCUACAGAAUACAAAAAUUCCAAAACAUGCAUCCUGUUUGCAACAAGGCACUAAAGUAGUACUGUAAAAACAAAUCCUGAAUACGAAGUGUUAUGUUUGGGGCAAAUCCAAUACAACACAUUACUGAGUACCACUCUCAAUAUUUUCAAGCAUAGUGGUGGCUGCAUCAUGUUAUGGGUAUGCUUGUAAUCGUUAAGGACUGGGGAGUUUUUCAUGAUAAAACAUUUACAGAAUGGAGCUAAGCACAGGCAAAAUCCUAGAGGAAAACCUGGUUCAGUCUGCUUUCCACCAGACACUGGGAGAUGAAUUCACCUUUCAGCAGGACAAUAACCUAAAACACAAGGCCAAAUAUACACUGGAGUUGCUUACCAAGACGACAUUGAAUGUUCCUGAGUGGCCUAGUUACAAUUUUGACUUAAAUUGGCUUGAAAAUCUAUGGCAAGACUUAAAUGCCUGUUUGGCAAUGUUCAACAACCCACUUGACAGAGCUUGAAGAAUUUUGAAAAGAAUAAUGGGCAAAUAUUGUACAAUUCAGGUGUGCAAAGCUCUUAUAGACUUACCCAGAAAGACUCAUAGCUGUAAUCGCUACCAAAGGUGAUUCUAACGUAUUGACUUGGGUGUGAAUACUUAUGUAAAAUAGAUAUUUCUGUAUUUUUUCAUAUUCAAUAAAUUUGCAAAAAUGUUGCACUUUGUCAUUAUGGGGUAUUGUGUGUAGACUGUAACAAUAUAAUUCAGACUGUAGCACAUCAAAAUGUGGAAUAAGUCAAGAGGUAUGAAUACUUUUUGAAGGCACUGUAUGCAUGACUGUGUGCCUGUACAUACAAAUUAGCCAGACCGUAAGCUCCGGAAUAUUUUGAUUUAUUUAUGUGGGAAUGUUUUAUUUGUUUGAUUUCCUCUACUUUUUGCAUGUUGUGUAUAUUUGGUCAGGUGCCACACCUGUUCACCUUUUGACCUCACCAAGGAUAAAACUUCAAAGAAAUCCCCUCCAGACAUUUUCUCCUUUACGCAGUAAAUAACAUUGAGACUGUCAUUACAUUUACAUUUUAGUCAUUUAGCAGACGCUCUUAUCCAGAGCGACUUACAGUUAGUGAGUGCAUACAUUUUCAUACUGGCCCCCCUGUGGGAAACGAACCCACAACCCUGGCGUUGCAAGGGCCGUGCUCUACCAACUGAGCUACACGGGACUCAGUUGGCUGUAUAACAAUCAUGCUUCCCCUUUUACAGUGGGCUAAUAUUGAGGAGGACAGUCCAGUGCAUCAUCCUCAACUGAACAUGCCCCCAAAUUAUUAAGUGAGGGUGCCUAAACUGUCUCAAACCCUCAAUCUAUCCACCUAAACGGGGUGUGCCUGGGAGGGGGCUGCACUGAGACUCUCAGACUUCCUCACAUUUAGUUUGUCAGUAGCCGAGGUUAUCGCUGGAACAAAUACCGCUGCUGCUUAAUUGGUUAAGAUUUGACUGAUGGUUGGAGCCAGGUAACCAUGGCAGUCAGGGGAAGCCCAACAAAGAAGAGGGGAGACAAGGGUUGGAGGAGCCAGUGAUGAAUGAAGGUUGGGCCUGCUAUCUUGGCCCUCGCCUGAAUGCUCUUUAUGGGCUUCUCCACUCUCCAUGUCAACGGGUCAUUAACCAUUCCCACGAGCCGAGCCCAAUCCCCCAUUGAAUAGUGGAGGGGAUAAAAUACAUUAAUUCUGCUUGAUGGUGCUUUGAUUUAUUUUCAAUUAGGAAAAUAUGAUCUUCAAUUCGUUUUUGAGAGCCUGUCGUCCAGAGCAUCCAAAAGUGAAGUGUUUUGAGUGUGUGUGUGUGUGUGAUUAAUUGCGUUUGCAAGUGCAUCCAUUUAGAUUGUGUAUUAUCUUUGGAUUAGCAAAUGUUGAUGUCUUUUUUUUUCUGUUCUCUCUCGCUCAUCUCCUAGCAGCUAUUCCAGGAUGUGGAAAGGGUAUGUUGAUUCAACUCGAUGGAUGUGCUUGAAUAUUAUAUCACAUGCUAAAUAAAAAAUGCAUGGACCAUGGAAUUAAUGCAUUCUGUUAUGCCUUGUGAAAUAGACAAAUUAAAUUAUAACGCACGCGUCCGAAAACACAUUUUGUACAAAGCCAAUAAUACAAAAGCAAUUCACCUUCCUUGUAGUGAUAAAAACAGUUCCGAACUAGGAAUAAUCUGUAUUGUUAUUCUACCUUUCAAUAACAUAUUACUGGUGGACUGCGUCUACACUUAAUCCAGGAGCCCAACAUUUGUCCUAGAGAUUCAAGCAAAGCGGGAGAUUAGCGUGGAUGCUAAUUUUAUUUCUGCGGUAUAACCUCCCUGUCCCGUGUGUGAGCCUCUUCACAGCGCACACACAACUCUAAAGAUGCCCCUCCGUCUGGUACUCUCUCUCGCUCUGUUUACCUCACUAAAUCCAAGCCUGGGUUUCUCUAAAAGGAGCACACUCAGCUCAUUUCCUCCACUCGUCUUUUCUCUCUGCACUCACUCCAACCAUCCUUACCAUUUGCUCUACCAGGGCCUGCUGUACUUCAACGUCAGGCUGAGGAUGCUAGAGAAGAGGCAGCAGCAGAUCAGGGUGCUGAGGGCCAAGCACGAGAGCCUGAGGGGGGAACUGGAGGAUGCCAAGAGCAGGCUGAUGCUGGACCCCGGGAAGUGGACCGGAGAGUGUGAGUAGCCUACUGUAGAAAUCUGGCAUGCUGUUUUUAAAGUGUGCAGAAAGUGUACCUCCUUGUUUUGUAACUGGGUUGUGUUAGAUUGACUUUUGUGUAACUAUCAGAGCUGCAGUCAGGUAUUAUAUUUUACAUUUUAGUCAUUUAGCAGACGCUCUUAUCCAGAGCGACUUACAGUUAGUGAGUGCAUACAUUUUCAUACUGCCCCCCCCCGUGGGAAACGAACCCACAACCCUGGCGUUGCAAGCGCCAUGCUCUACCAACUGAGCUACAGGGGACUAUGGUUUAAGAUGGGUCUGUUGUUAGCUCAUGUCUUACAAAUUACUUUCCUACAUUUAGCCUCUCUGAGGCUAUUGUAAGUGGACAACAAAGUUUUGUAACUAGCUAGCGAUUCAGCUACAGCAGCACAGCGUUCCCUGGCCUCUGUUAAGUUAGCCACAACAAAAGACCCAUCUUAAACCAUACAGUAAACAAACCUUUCCUACACUGUAGGAACAGUUGAUAUCCUAAGCACCUUUUUACAGUGCCUUGCAAAAGUAUUCAUCCCCCUUGGCGUUUUCCCUAUUUUGUUGCAUUACAACCUGUAAUUUAAAUGGAUUUUUAUUUGGAUUUCAUGUAAUGGACAUACAAAAUAUUCAAAAUUGGUGAAGUGAAAUAAAAACAAUAACUUGUAAAAAAAAAUAAUAAUAACGGAAAAGUGGUGCGUGCAUAUGUAUUCACCCCAUUUGCUAUGAAACCCCUAAAUAAGAUCUGGCGCAACCAAUUACCUUCAGAAGUCACAUAAUGAGUUAAAGUCCACCUGUGUGCAAUCUAAGUGUCACAUGAUCUGUCACAUGAUCUCAGUAUAUAUACACACACCUGUUCUGAAAGGCCCCAGAGUCUGCAACACCACUAAGCAAGGGGCACCACCAAGCAAGCGGCAACAUGAAGACCAAGGAGCUCUCCAAACAGGUCAGGGACAAAGUCAUGGGGAAUUACAGAUCAGGGUUGGGUUAUAAAAAAAUAUCUGAAACUUUGGACAUCCCACGGAGCACCAUUAAAUCCAUUAUUAAAUAAUGGAAAGAAUAUGGCACCACAACAAACCUGCCAAGAGAGGAACGCCCACCAAAACUCACAGACCAGGCAAGGAGGGCAUUAAUCAGACAGGCAAAAAAGAGACCAAAGAUAACCCUGAAGGAGCUGCAAAGCUCCACAGUGGAGAUUGGAGUAUCUGACCAUAGGACCACUUUAAGUCGUACACUCCACAGAGCUGGGCUUUACGGAAGAGGCAUGUCGGAGACUCCCCAAACAUAUGGAAUAAGGUACUCUGGUCAGAUGAGACUAAAAUUGAGCAAUCUGGCCAUCAAGGAAAACGCUAUGUCAGGAGCAAACCCAACACCUCUCAUUACCCCGGGAACACCAUCCCCACAGUGAAGCAUGGUGGUGGCAGCAUCAUGCUGUGGGGAUGUUUUUCAUCGGCAAGCACUGGGAAACUGGUCAGAAUUGAAGGAAUGAUGGAUGGCGCUAAAUGCAGGGAAAUUCUUGAGGGAAACCUGUUUUCAGUCUUCCAGAAAUUUGAGACUGGGAUGGAGGUUCACCUUCCAGCAGGACAAUGACCCUAAGCAUACUGCUAAAGCAACACUUGAGUGGUUUAAGAGGAAACAUUUAAAAUGUCUUGGAAUGGCCUAGUCAAAGCCCAGACCUCAAUCCAAUUGAGAAUCUGUGGUAUGACUUAAAGAUUGCUGUACACCAGCGGUACCCAUCCAACUUGAAGGAGCUGGAGCAGUUUUGCCUUGAAGAAUGGACAAAAAUCCCAGUGGCUAGAUGUGCCAAGCUUAUAGAGACAUACCCCAAGAGACUUGCAGCUGUAAUUGCUGUAAAAGGUGGCUCUACAAAGUAUUGACUUUGGGGGGGGUGAAUAGUUAUGCAAGCUCAAGUUCUGUCUUAUUUCUUGUUUGUUUCACAAUAAAAAAUAUUUUGCAUCUUCAAAGUGGUAGGCAUGUUGUGUAAAUCAAAUAAUACAACCCCCGCCAAAAUACAUUUUAAUUCCAGGUUGUAAGGCACUGUAUAUAUAAUGGAUAGAGCUCAGCUACAAAGGCAUGGAUCUUCUCUGGCGAACCUUUGGGCGACCUGCACAUCAAUUCAACAUCUAUUCCAUUGAAAUGAUGUGAAAAUAACGUUAAGUCAACCAGUGUGUGCCCAGUGGGUCCUUGUUCCGCCAUUGUGUAUUUGGGGUUGGAGACUGGAUCCACUUGCUUGCCUUUUUGUGUGUGAGAAAGAAGUGCCAGAAGUGCCUCCCUAAAAGAUUUUUCAACAUUGACCCAGGCUAAAAUUAGCAGUUACCACUUUAAAAAGUUUGCGAAACUUUAGAAAGGACCCCAAGAGAAUAAAACCCAAUUAAAAAUACAAAGCUAUGGGCCGACGCCGCUUCCUUUGUAAAUUGUAGUGUUUAUGAGCCACACUUUAAUGGCCACACACAUUUGCUUGACACCUGCACAAUACAUUGGUCUAUGUUUCAUGGAGUGGAAUGGUACUGCCAUAGGACAGAGCUCACAUUGCAGUAAGUAUGUCCAUUACAUUUUGUCUAUGUCCAUUACAUGAAAUCCAAAUAAAAUUCUAUUUAAAUUACAGGUUGUAAUGCAACAAAAUAGAAAAAACGCCAAGGGGAUGAAUCGUUUUGCAAGGCACUCUAUUUCUGGAAGCUUCUCAACAAACCAAAUGCCUCCAGGUCUGCAAUCUAAAGAAAACAGUAUUUGGGGAAUAUAAUGAUGAAUAAUGUGUUACGCCCGAGAAGAUUACAAAAGUAAACAGCCAAAGUGAAUCAGGAAUCACAUUUAUGUAACUUUAACGUGCCUGUUUUCUGAAGUUCCAUUUUCAUUUCAGUAGAGGGAAUGAGGAACCACAAAGAAUCACACAAAGGUCGCUGAAUUCAAAAGUAGCCCACCUCAUGAUUACCUUACUAGGGAUAUAGAGGAACAGAAAAAAGCUUUUUCAAAUCCUUGUCUUUGCAAAAACCCUGUGUGUUCUCGCGUUUGCUUGGGGGUGGAAUGUGUACCGGUGUACAUCUUGAAAUCAAUAAGGCAUUAUUUUCCCUCCGCCACAUCUCCCUAUUUCCCUGAGAUGUUUCCCAUUGAUUUAGGGACCACAGGUUGGUCCGAACCCAUGAUGGGAGCAGUCAGGCAAUAUAAAUCAUCCUUUCCUUUGUGAUUAUGAGGGUAGUGUGUUUUGAGCAGCCUUCAUCAGACAUCCAGGUAUAUCCAGCCCUGUCAAAGACAUGUCGUCAUCAUCAAUCUUCAUGUCCCUGUAUGACUUUUAAGGUUGUAAAGGUGUGACAACGGAGGAGCAGUCACAGUGGAGUCACACAGUUUCAGAGAGUGUAGAAGUACUGUAUCACAUAAUCGGGGUCAAUUCAAAUUGCAGGCAGUCACUUUUCAGUUUAUUGAUAAGUCAUUGAAAAUAGAUGUUUACUUCCUGAAUUGACUGACAUCGAAUUGACCCCAAUUCUGAUGUAGAGUGCCUAUUAUUACCCCAUAAUAACAGUGCACUAAGACAUGCUAUAAGAUUUUUACAAGCAGAAAUGGAAAUUCCAUGUAAUGAUGUAUGGUCAUCUAAAUGUCAAGAGUGGCUACAUCUUUUAUCUAUGUUGUUUGACACUGUACAUCUGCUGUACCUUUUCAUGUGCAAUCUUCAUCGCUAAUCUUCCUCCUUUCGCUCUCUUUCUCCCGCUCUCCUUUCCCCCAUAGUUGAGGUGGACCAGGAUCUGGACAUGGAGUCCCAGGAGUACCUGGAGGCUUUGGAGCAGGCCACGGGCGAGCUAGAGUACUGUGUCAACCUAUGCAAGUCACACGUCAUGAUGGAGACCUGCUUCGACAUCGUGGUAUCGGCGACCACCGUCGCGCAAGGGGAGCAACAGAAAGGAGGUGUGGUGGUGUGA